AUGGGCGCAAUGACAAGUAGUGGCUGUGCUGCGUUCAUUAGGGAUCUGACCUCUGCUUAUCCCAACAUGUUUUCGAAAAUACCACAGAGGUUCAGCGCACCAUUCGGAUUAUUGGGCGACGAAGCAAAGCUUGCAUUCCCGAGUCAGCCAGGGGGUAUCACCAAGCUCUCCACAGUCAGGAACAUCCCUAAAAAUGACGGCUACUGGGACCAGUACUUCACUCUAUUUGAUUCGGCAUCCGACGUGUUCUCUCUUAUAACUUCUCACCACAUUCGCCGUGCCUUGCUGGAUGCCCCGGAGAAUAUUGCGACACUGAUUCAUGUUGUUUGUAUUCGGCUCUUCAAUCUCAUUUCCGACCACACAUUCCCCACCGCAAGCACAUCAGCUUCAGUUACAGCGUUUGCAUCCUCAAUCAUAAAGACUGGGACCUCCUCUGCGGAAAGAAACGCGACGAAAGAAGUUUUAAACUGCCUGCGAAUACUGCAACGCGUACUUCCAGUGAUAUUCGAGGUCCAGGGGGAAUCAAAUGUGUUUGAGACAGAGCUACUUUGGAAACGAGAAGAAGUCGAUGAAGUGGCUGAAGAGGCAGGGGAUGAGCCGCAAUUUGUAAUUGAAGACGAAGAUGAGGACCAAGAACGCGAUAGUCGACUAGGAGAUUCACAACCAUCUGCGAAGAAGCAACUGCCGUCAUUGGGGGAAAGGCUCUUUGGUGCUGUAGUCGAUCUGAUGUUUUGUUGCGGUUUUACUCUACCCUCAAAAAUUCAGGUUGAUCAUCAUAAGAUCAGUUACCUCAUAUGGGAGAAAGGCAUUGGCUCUACAUUGGACACACCUGCCACAUUUGCGUACGAUAACAACAAGACUGAGGUUCUCAGACUUCUUCUCGUUCUUUUGUCACGACAAAUCUAUGUCCCUCCCGGUUCUCUGUUUACGAAGCCGUCACUCUACUCAAUCCACCUCGUCCAGAAAACCGCUCGCCGUGACGUUCUUACAAUUUUGUGCUCCCUUCUGAACACAGCAAUGAAUUCUUCCACAGCCCAAGACAUGUCCUUAGGAGCAAUGGCUGGCAAGCUGCCGUACAAUCACCUUGUUUUCAAAGGAGAAGACCCACGAGUAAACCUCGUGGGCAUUUGUUUCCAAGUCCUUUGUGUUCUACUGGAUUUUCAGAGCGGGACAGCGCGAGACAUUGUGACCGGAAGUGGAGAAACGCAGACAUCGGCGCCUACGGCACGAACAAAUGCCUUCCGCUAUUUUCUGAUGAAACUGCAUCGAGACCAAGAUUUUGAGUUUAUCAUUACGGGAAUUGUCGGUAUUCUCGAACAACAAAUGACAUCCGUGAACAAACUCCUUCCAGGUUCGAAGAAGGCUCUUCCGUAUGUCACCGAAACCAUUAUUUUUUUCUGGAAGAUGAUAGAGCUGAACAAAAAAUUCCGCGUACACGUCUUGCAGUCGCAAAAGUCGACAGACCUCGUUGCUUAUCUUUUAUGCUACUGCGUUGAAAUAAAAGACAAACCUCAGCAACAUGGUCUUUGCCGUGCUAUCUCAUACAUCAUUCAAACUUUAUCGGCCGAGGUAUCGUUUGGUCUCAGGCUAUCGACUCCCGUAACGAUUCAGCUGCCCACGAAAUGGAACUCUGCGGGGAGUGUUGGAGAUUUUAUAAUUAAUGCUACCUACGCGAUUAUAGCAACUACCUCCGGGACCCUCAAUUCCUUGUAUCCAGCAUUGAUUAUUGCCCUCUCGAACUUGGCGCCUUAUUUCAAGGGUCUCAACGUCACGGCAUCCAAUCGACUUGUCCAACUCUUUGGCUCAUUCUCGAAUCCCCUAUUUUUACUCUCCGAUGAGGGUCAUCCACGCCUUUUAUUUUUUAUGCUCGAGGUCCUCAAUUCUAUUGCCCUUCACAAUCUGGCCGAAAACCCCAAUCUGAUCUAUGGCAUCCUGUCCUCCCACAAGAUCUUUGAGGAUCUUGGAACAUUUACACUCGCCCGAGGUCUUCGGGAAAUCAAACGCGUGCAGUUAGCCAAGGAAGAACAGGCAAAGAAACUAGGGAACGACCCCAAUGGCAAGAGUAAGAGUUCAGUUGAUGAAGCUGAGUCAGAAACCCCUGGCGCUGAAAAGGCAAGACUCUUGGAAAGCGAGACCAGGAAUAACAGCAUCGACGAACCUGUUCCCCUUGUUGGAGGUACACCACGCCAAUCGGAUGAAAUCGUGACGAGAUCAUUCAUGUCACCCUCGUCGGACGCUGUUUUGUCCCCAAUUUCCGAGAAGGCGAGGGGGAAAAUGAAGGAGAGAAGGUCGUCGUCGAUCGAUACAAAUUCCAGUCUUGAGCGCAUUGCUGCUGCCGGCAUUGGUAGAAAUGGAUUUAUCCCUACCCAAGAAUGGGUGACAUCAUGGCAGCAAGGCUUGCCUUUGGACACCGUGAUGCUUCUUAUAUCUGAGUUGUUGUCCAAAGUCCAGGAGUUACAAACAUCUCGAAAGGCUAACUCAACUGCUGCCGUCGUCGACUUUCUAUCAAAUGUUACAUUGAAACAUGUACUUCCGGCGACGCCUCCCAUUAUUCCUCGAAGCUUUGUGUGGUCGGACGCAUCGAUGGUAUGGCUCACUUCUUUAAUAUGGGGUGAAGUAUAUGUUCGCGGAAUGUCUCCUCUAAAUAUUUGGAACGGCACCAAUGUGCGGUUGUUUUACGUGAAGCAUACCCAGAACCAAAGACAGCUAACAGACACGGUUUCCACUGUCGUUGGCGGCUUUUUGAGGAGGAACACCGAUUUAUCACAAUCACGGCCGCGUGCAGGAUAG
Messenger RNA from Laccaria bicolor S238N-H82, 2790 nucleotides. RefSeq lists its product as uncharacterized. Bases 1 to 2790 code for a protein of 929 amino acids. The transcript has 14 exons. NCBI's taxonomy places the organism in Eukaryota, Fungi, Basidiomycota, Agaricomycetes, Agaricales, Hydnangiaceae. Gene Ontology annotation, cellular component: Golgi trans cisterna; Golgi medial cisterna; membrane. The record is from RefSeq and is a predicted model, not a curated record.